AUGUCCGACUCUGAUCUCCCCGAGGAUGGUGGUGGUGCCGACCUGUUUGGCGAGGUGGACAACGAAGCUCAAUCAGAGCCCGACCGCGUACUGAGCGAUAGAGAGCUGUCAUUGAACCAAGAUGACGGCCAACAGUACGCGCGUGAUGACGACGAGGCCAUGGAGGAUCAGCAGGUCAAGGAGAAGACUAUCAUGGAUGUCGCGAUGUACCGACACAAAAUACCCAGGGCCAAGGAUGGAAUGCUGCAAUCUCUCAAAGUCCCUCCCUUCCUGAAGUGGAUGGCUGAGGAGUACAAACCCGACACAUUUGAGCCUACCGAAUGGGACAGAGAGAACCUCCGGUCCGAGAAUCCCAAGGCGACGGUGCGAUAUCAGAAGGACCCCGAGACGGACGAGUUGAAGAGCAAUACGCUGGUUUACAAAUGGAGUGACGGGUCGAUGAGCAUCUCUGUGGGCGGAGACCAUUACGAGAUACAGAAGAGGAGCAUGGCGCCACCUCCCCACAAGCCCUACCAAGAACGAGACGAUGCACACUACUACGCGGCCGCCGCGCAUCUGACCAGCGAUCUGCUCUUAACGGUUGGCCAUAUCUCAGAGCAGUACACGGUGAACUUGAACCGCAACCUGCAAGACGAGGCACGGAUCAAGUUUGCAAACGACAUGGCCGCAGCUGCCCGUGGCAAGAGACCGAAUGAAGGGGACAUGAUCAUUACGGCUACACGCGAUCCCGAACUACAGAAGAAAGAAGCCGAGUUGGCCGAAAAGGAGCGUGCGAAGGCCCAACGACGACGGGAGAAUGCUUCAGCUCGUCUCGAUUCCUCCCGUGCGGGUAAUUACCGAAGUGGUGGUCUUUCGAUUGGCGACUUGGAGGGUGGGCGAAGAGGUCCCGGUGGUGCGCGAAAGCGGGGUGCACCUGGCGCAUCGAGAGCGAAGCGUCGGCGGCCAGAGUAUGAUUCUGACGAUGACCUUCCCGAAGGCCGAGGUCGCCAGGACGAGUACGAUCACGAGGACGACUUCAUUGCACCUAGCGAUGAAGACCAGAUGAGCGGUGUUGACGAUGACGACGAGGAGGAUAUCUUGGACGACGAUGAGGAAGAGGAAGAGGCACCUCGGAGGAAGCGACAGAAGACUGUUGAAGCCGAUGAUGACGCCGAUGCCGAUGCUGAUGCCGAUCUGGAUGAUUUAGAUGCGGCUGCUCCUGCCGAGUCUUCCCGAUCAAGAAGACGCAACAUCGUCGCUGAUGAAGAUGACGACGAUGAUGAAUAG
Anthostomella pinea is the source of this 1266-nucleotide messenger RNA. The record is from the annotation of a GenBank genome assembly. NCBI's taxonomy places the organism in Eukaryota, Fungi, Ascomycota, Sordariomycetes, Xylariales, Xylariaceae.